AUGGCGCAGCUCCAGGCGCGCUUCUUCACCGACAACCAGCACUAUGCGAUAGACGAUGUUCCCUUCUCAAUCCCUGCGGCUUCUGAAGUUCUUGACCUCAGUAACAUCAUUAAUAAGGUGCUGGAGGCUAAACAUGACUUCCACAAACAUGUGGAGUUUGAUUUCCUUGUCAAGGGCCAGUUUCUACGAAUGCCCUUGCUCAAACAUAUGGAACUGGAAAACAUCUCAUCGGAAGAGGUUGUGGUUCUAGAAUACGUGGAGAAGUACACUGCCCCUCAGCCAGAGCAAUGCUUAUUCCAUGAUGACUGGAUCAGCUCCAUCAGAGGGACAGAGGAAUGGAUCUUGACUGGUUCUUAUGAUAAGACAUCUCGGAUCUGGUCCUUGGGAGGAAAGUCGGUAAUGACGAUUGUGGGACAUACAGAGGCCGUAAAAGAUGUGGCCUGGGUGAAAAAAGACUACCCGUCUUACCUACUGCUGAGUGCCUCUGUGGACCAGACUAUCCUCUUGUGGGAGUGGGAUGCGGAGAGGAACAAGGUGAAAGCCCUGCACUGCUGCAGAGGCCACGCGGGGAGUGUGGACUCCAUCGCUGUCGACCGCACAGGAACUAAAUUUUGCAGUGGCUCCUGGGAUAAGAUGCUAAAGAUCUGGUCUACAGUCCCUACAGAUGAAGAAGAUGAAAUGGAGGAAUCCACAAAUCGACCAAGAAAGAAACAGAAAACAGAGCAAUUGGGACUAACAAGAACGCCCAUCGUGACCCUGUCUGGUCAUAAAGAAGCAAUUUCCUCGGUUCUGUGGUCAGAUGCUGAAGAAAUCUGCAGUGCAUCCUGGGACCACACAAUUAGAAUAUGGGAUGUUGAGUCUGGCAGUCUUAAGUCAACGUUGACAGGAAAUAAAGUAUUUAACUGUAUCUCCUACUCUUCACUUGGUAAACGUUUAGCAUCUGGAAGCACCGAUAGGCAUGUCAGACUGUGGGAUCCCCGGGCUAAUGAUGGUUCUUUGGUGUCGCUGUCCCUGACCUCUCACACCGGCUGGGUCACGGCAGUGAAGUGGUCUCCUAUCUAUGAGCAUCAGCUGAUUUCAGGUUCUUUAGAUAACAUUGUCAAGCUGUGGGAUAUAAGGAGUUGUAAAGCUCCUCUCUACGAUUUGGCUGCUCAUGAGGACAAAGUUCUAAGUGUGGACUGGACAGUCAUAGGGUUACUUCUGAGUGGAGGAGCAGACAAUAAGUUGUAUUCCUACAGAUAUUCACCUACCUGUUCCCAUGUGGGGGCAUGA
Messenger RNA from Pipistrellus nathusii (Nathusius's pipistrelle), 1272 nucleotides. The record is from the annotation of a GenBank genome assembly. NCBI's taxonomy places the organism in Eukaryota, Metazoa, Chordata, Mammalia, Chiroptera, Vespertilionidae.